This is a messenger RNA of Magallana angulata, 2075 nucleotides long. RefSeq names its product Na(+)/citrate cotransporter-like. Gene Ontology annotation, molecular function: transmembrane transporter activity. Gene Ontology annotation, cellular component: membrane. NCBI's taxonomy places the organism in Eukaryota, Metazoa, Mollusca, Bivalvia, Ostreida, Ostreidae. The transcript has 14 exons. The coding region runs from base 54 to 1874 and encodes 606 amino acids. Gene Ontology annotation, biological process: monoatomic anion transmembrane transport. The record is from RefSeq and is a predicted model, not a curated record.
GCACAGCGAUACGAAAAAAAGAGAAAGAUUUACCUUGUGUUGUUGACAUCAUAAUGUCAUCCCUCAGAAACACACUGCGGGAUUUGUUAGCAGUCUACAAAACUCUCAUCGUGUUGAUUACACCAUUAAUACUAAUUGUGGUACCGCUGUCAUGGAAUACAACGGAGGGAAAAUGUGCUUAUGGACUACUACUUAUGGCUGUGUACUGGGUGACAGAAGCGCUCCCUCUAGCGGCGACGGCGCUGCUUCCGGUCCUCGUAUUUCCUUUGUUGGGUGUGAUGAAAGCAUCCGAAUUGAGCAGCAACUAUAUAAAGGAAUCUUCCAUAUUUGGUCUUGGAGGACUGAUGAUUGCCAUAGCUGUUGAGAAAUGGAAUCUACACAAAAGAAUAGCUCUACGAGCAUUGCUUAUGGUUGGAUCUGAACCAAAAUGGUUGAUGUUCGGUUUUAUGUUACCUACUUGGUUUCUGUCUAUGUGGGUGAGCAACACAGCGACCACCGCCAUGAUGAUCCCUAUAGUGGGAGCGGUUCUGGAUGAAUUCAAACUCGUUAAAAAAGCAUCACAUGCUGAUGAGAUAGUAUUGACAGAGACAACAAAUGGAGUUGUGAAAACAACUGACGUUACAAUCGCCGUUAAUGGGAAUAAGAAAGAAGAGGCGCCAAAACAGGACGAGAUUAAUCGACCGAAUGACAAGAAUAGCACAAAACCCAACAACAUGGAGAAUAUCUUUGACGGCAAGGAGAAUAGUGAGAGCUACAUCAGGAUGUGUAAGGGAAUGUCCCUGUGUGUGGCGUACGCUGCCAACAUUGGGGGCACGGGGUCACUGUCAGGAACAGGCCCAAACCUCAUCAUGCAGGGACAAGCUGACCAAAUUUUCCAAGCAUAUGGAAUGGAGAAUUCCGGGGUUAAUUUUGCCAGUUGGAUGGUGUUUGCAUUACCAGGUUCAAUCAUCUGUGUUCUGUUAGCGUGGCUGUGGCUGUCCUUCUAUUUCCUGGGAUGGAGAGGAUUAGUUUGCAAGCGCCACACUAAAAGUAAUGAUAGAGUGCAAGCAACAAUCCGCAAGUCCUAUGACGAGUUGGGAUCUAUGUCUUUUCCAGAAAUCGUUGUUUUGAUCCACUUCAUCGUUCUUGUCAUUUUGUGGUUUUUCCGGCAACCACCUUAUAUCGAUGGAUGGGGAGCUCUUUUCAAACCUGGAUUUGUCGGGGAUUCCGCUGCAGCUCUUUUGAUAGUUCUAUCAUUAUUUUCCUUUCCAUCUGAACGUCCGGCAGUUCUUUGUUUUCGAAGGAAAAAUCCUUUUCCUGGAGACAAUCGACCACGCAAAUCAGUACCCGCUAUUUUAGACUGGCCCACAGUCGAAAAGAAGUUUCCAUGGGGCGUUUUAUUGUUGAUUGGAGGAGGAUUUGCCCUCGCUGAUGCAUGUGAGAAAUCCGGAUUAUCAGCAUUCAUUGGUGAGCAGUUAGAGGUGUUUAGUAGCAUGCCCCCAUGGGCCAUGAAUCUUCUACUUACAUUGAUUAUAGCAAUGCUAACAGAAGUCACAAGUAAUUCGGCGACUACAACACUCAUCCUUCCUAUUCUUGCAAACUUGGCCCUCCGACUUAAUUUGAAUCCUUUGUACUUGAUGUUUCCUUGUGUGAUAGCCGCUUCCUUUGCCUUCAUGCUUCCGGUAGCGACACCUCCCAACGCCAUUGUUUUUGCAACGGGUCAUUUGUCAGUAAAAGAUAUGGCGUUGGCUGGUUUUCCGUUGAAUUUUAUUUGUAUUGGGGUCCUGGCACUGGCAACAAACCUGUGGGGAGAGGCCUACUUCAAACUAAGCGUUCUGCCGUCGGGAUUUAACCGCACAGAACUCAACACGACAAGCAAUAUGAUUAACAUGUAGCAGAGGGAAUGAAUGCAUUCGAACUUUUCCAUGAAUUAUAAACUUUUUAAAGACUGUAUAAUUAAGAUGACUUUUUAUUAGAAUAUGUUUAUGUAGCGAUUAUAUACAUUAAGCAUAUUACAAUGUACGUAAAUAUAAAUUUUUAUAUAGCUUUAUUAUAAAAAAAAUAAUAUUUGAAGUAAACAUAACAACUGCAUGAUA